AUGCAGAAAAUCAUUGAUGAAAAGAAGCGCCAACGAACUACCUCAGUAGGCAGCCUGGACGGGAUGGUGAUCACACGUGACAACGAGCUUGUUGCUGCCCCACCUCUCUCUAGUCUUAAUUCUUCUGCGAGCGGCCAUUGCCCGAGCUUCUCGAAGACUUUCGUGAUGCAUAACCUUGGCCAGCUAUUAUCACCAGCAGCGCAGGUUAGUCCAGCGGCAGUUCCUGUCACAGAUACAAUGCCUCCUUCGAUCGCAGAGGUCGGAGGUCAAAAGUCUCCAUGCCAUAAUCAAGUAGGUAAUCAGCCCAUUCCAGCCUUAGUUGAAUCCAUCAUUUCUGCAUGCCUGGGAGCUCCCGCCGUUAUCACAGAUAUCGCAUCCUCCAGGCCUUCAACUCAAAUCAGUGUCAACAGCCCAAUUGCCGCUGUAAAUGAGGUUCAACGAGGACUUACAGCUAAGCCUGCCAAGGAAGGUGAUAGCAAUAGAGAACAUGAACAAAUUGAGCAGUGCGUGGGAGACGCAGAGGACGGAGAAGUCACCGUAAAGCCUGAUUUAUCAGUGUCAUUACCAUCUGAUAGACAGAAUCUUCAAAAUAGCUUACUUGGGUAUCUUCUUUCUUCUGCCUCUUAA
Messenger RNA from Protopolystoma xenopodis, 627 nucleotides. The record is from the annotation of a GenBank genome assembly. NCBI's taxonomy places the organism in Eukaryota, Metazoa, Platyhelminthes, Monogenea, Polystomatidea, Polystomatidae.